Molecule: messenger RNA, 481 nt
Organism: Alligator sinensis (Chinese alligator)
Lineage: Eukaryota; Metazoa; Chordata; Crocodylia; Alligatoridae
Gene: INSL5
Product: insulin like 5
Exons: 2
Coding region: 11-427 (138 amino acids)
Biological process (GO): positive regulation of feeding behavior
Cellular component (GO): extracellular region
Molecular function (GO): hormone activity
Source: RefSeq, a predicted model, not a curated record
UUUCGGUAACAUGAAGGGCACAAUACUGGCUCUGGUUUUAUUUUCUGCCCUGGUUGCUGCCUCUGAAGCAAAAGGUGAAGGGAGUUUUAUGAAACUUUGCGGGAGAGACUUCGUAAGAGCAGUUGUCUUCACUUGUGGAGGAUCCCGAUGGAAAAGGCAUCUGAGUGACUAUCCGCAUGUAUCUGAAAGAGAAAAACACCUCCAUUUGCCGCAUGGAAGCAAUGAUUAUCCAGAAUCCUUGGGAUAUGGAGAUCAGGCACCAGAAUCCCUAAACGAAGAAAUUCCUAACACCAAAACUGAGUCUGAAAGAGACUUAACAGUUGUCAGGCAAAUGUCCAUGGCAGAAAAGCGUGAAGUGGCUGCACUGCUCACUACAUCCUGCUGCAGCAUUGGCUGCACUGAAAGAGAUAUAAGUUCAUUGUGCUAAAACCUAGCAGGUGUUGGAUAGAUUAGAUUUCAUUGCUUUAAUAUCCACAAAAAA